AUCCAAAGUCACAGUCAAACCACUUUAAAAGACCCCAAGGUCGAACCCGUCCUCAACUCUCAAACUCUCGGGUGGUCAUUAGUUGCAUUAACACACAACAACAACCCUCAUCGACCUUCUUGCGAUCCUGGAUCCGCCGCCCUUCUCUACACGAGUCGCAAGAAAAGAAAGCAUUUGAGAAAAUGCCAGCCGACCAGCCAGCCAGCAGCCGUCAAGACAAGAUGGCCCCGAACCCGUUUGCACACCCGCGCGUCGGCGUCUCCGUCAUCGUCCAGCGCGAGGACGGCAGGAUCGUCGUGGGCAAGCGCGAAAGCAGCCACGGCGCAGGAACCCAGCAGCUCCCUGGCGGACACCUCGAGUUCGGCGAAUCCUUCUUCGCCUGCGCCGAGCGCGAGACGCUCGAGGAGACGGGCCUGCGCGUCCGCGCCGUCAAGCUGUUGACCGUGACGAACGACGUGUUCGAGGACCUCGGGAAGCACUACGCGACCAUCUUCGUGAAGUGCGAGAUGGUGGACGCCGACGCGGAGCCUGUUGCCCUCGAGCCCGAGAAGUGCUCCGGCUGGUACUGGAAGACGUGGGAAGAGAUCCGAGAGAUCAACGAGGCAGCCAAGAGGGGCGACGGGGGCGUGAAGCUGUUUCUGCCGUUGCAGCAUCUCCUGGAGGAGCACCCGACCCUCGAGACGUCGCUUUGAGAGAGGCGGGAAUAGAGCACGUGGUGGUUUCCUAUUUCUUGGUUCAUAUUUUUUUUCAUCGACAGGCGGGUGUGUCUUGUUUUGGUCGCGCAUCGUCCGUCCGCUGAUUUGCUUCGGACUGGACGGGGACGUACGGCGGACGGCAUGUGUGUGCUUUAAGUCCAACUAUGGGAACAUAGAACAAAAGGUCUACACGUGAAUGAGACCGAGAGGCUGCAGACUGUAGUCCAUAGGAAAUUCCAAAAAAAUUCCAUUCUGUCUUUG
Molecule: messenger RNA, 956 nt
Organism: Colletotrichum destructivum
Lineage: Eukaryota; Fungi; Ascomycota; Sordariomycetes; Glomerellales; Glomerellaceae
Product: Putative NUDIX hydrolase domain-containing protein
Exons: 3
Coding region: 183-692 (169 amino acids)
Biological process (GO): dGTP catabolic process
Cellular component (GO): cytosol
Molecular function (GO): 8-oxo-7,8-dihydrodeoxyguanosine triphosphate pyrophosphatase activity
Source: RefSeq, a predicted model, not a curated record